Molecule: messenger RNA, 1788 nt
Organism: Durusdinium trenchii
Lineage: Eukaryota; Dinophyceae; Suessiales; Symbiodiniaceae
Source: the annotation of a GenBank genome assembly
AUGUUUAUGUUGCACUUGCUACUCGCUGCACUUAGCUUUGGUGGAGAGGCGGCAUGCUAUGGUGACGGACUGUUUGCUGCUGAGAAUUGGCCGUUCUGCCAGGACCUGGGUAACGGGCUGCUGAUGUACUUUGGUCCCAGUACCGAUGGAGACUUCAUGAAGCUGGGUCUUCACGCCGCGAAUUUCACAGGGGGAUGGAGCGCUCUGGGCAUCGGUGGAAAUGGCGGCAUGAAGGGUGCCCAGCAGAUUGUGGUUCGCAAGGUCAAUGGCGACUUCGUGGCAGAGGAGCGCUAUUCCACGGAUUAUGUGACACCCCAACUUCAAGCGACUCAAGAAGUCUUGCUUUUCUUUGCAUCCGAGAGUGAUGGACAUACCUCCUGGGGCGUCCUUUUACCCACAAAGUCCUGUCAAGCGGGCGAACGGUAUGCCGUGGAAGAUGUGGGGAUGUACAUGCAUUGGGCCUUGGGUGACUCACAUGACUUUGGUUACCACACCUCGCGCGGACAGUUCCACACGAAUCUGGUGGCCGGACCACCUGCGCCACCACCAGACAUGAGUGCUUAUGAUGCAGUCUUGCUUACCAUGCCGGAGGUUCCCGUAGUCUUGGGAGAAGGUGGGAGUGAUGCAAAGAACCCCUACAUUUGCGGCAUCUUUGAUAUGGACCAAGUCUUGCCCAACAUGCGCAUUGCUUCGGAGAAACAUCAUGCUGCGAGCUUUGCGCCCAUCUUGGAUUCAGCAUCCAAAGAGUUUGUGCACCACAUGGUUCUAUUUGAGUGCACCGAGCAAGCUGCGCUGGAGAACAAUUUCACCCACCAGCAAGUCAUCAGCAACUGUGAGCGCAUGGUGCAGGGGUGUCAGAGCACGAAAUGGCCCUGGGCAGUCGGGGGUGAAGAUUUAGUGCUGCCCACAGACGUCGGCAUCCCCAUUGGAGAUGGAGCUCGCUGGUAUGCACUGCAAGUGCACUACUACAACCCGCGCAUGCAGACAGGUGUGCGCGACAGCAGCGGGGUUCAUGUGAGCCUGGCGCCCAGCCUGCGCACCUACGAUGCGGAGAGCUUCGGUCUCAUGGGCGGAGUGAACCCGAUGCAGCGAGACCCUUUGCCACCGGGUCAUGCCAACUACGAGAUCCCCAGCAUGGUGGUACCGGCCGAGUGCACACAGCAGUGGACCGCCGAGGAGAUCACCGUCUUGGGAGUGAUGCAUCAUGCUCACCUGGUAGGCAAGAAGCUCAGCAUCCACGUGAAUCGCAAUGGCAAAUAUUUGGGGGAAAUGCGUCGCGAAAAGGUCUAUGAUUUCAAUCAUCAAUCCCUGGAGGGUUCGUCCAUCAAGAAGCUGAAAAGGGGAGAUGAGCUGACCUUAACUUGUAGCUAUGAUACCUCCAAGCAGAUGGCGCCUACGAGUUUCGGCGACUUCACUCAAGAUGAGAUGUGCUUGGCCUAUUUUCUUCAUUACCCCGCACAGAAGGCACGACGUAGCAUUUUCCUUCGUGCCAUGGGCAACAACCGGAUCUCCUUGUGCAUUGACCCUGCGGUCAUGAGUGGCUUCCAGGUAGGCCAAGGUGAGGGUGGUGCAAAUAGGACCCAGCUCAUGAACAUGGCCAUCACCUCGCAAGCUCCAUCUUUGACCCCUCCAACAUGUCAAGCCCGUGGCAACUUGCGAUCUCUGGCAGCCAUGGAUGUGCUGAGUAGUAUGGGGGUGGAUGUCUCGAACUUUGUAGUGGAUCAUUCUCAUGCCAAGGCCAUAGGUUUCUUCACUUGUGCUGCGACUUUCCUGGGGCUUUUUAUGUGA